Alosa alosa (allis shad) is the source of this 733-nucleotide messenger RNA. It is a transcript of the gene ninj1, whose product is annotated as ninjurin 1. Gene Ontology annotation, biological process: cell adhesion; tissue regeneration. Bases 288 to 719 code for a protein of 143 amino acids. The transcript is spliced from 3 exons. The record is from RefSeq and is a predicted model, not a curated record. Lineage: Eukaryota; Metazoa; Chordata; Actinopteri; Clupeiformes; Clupeidae. Gene Ontology annotation, cellular component: membrane.
GCUCGCAAGCGCAAACAAUAUUGUAGAAUAGAUUAUAAUCUUAAUAGGAGGAGACUUCAAAAUUAGUUUUACAUUCUUGGUCCGUGAGUUCUUGAUAACCUGCGCUUACUUUCGUUUUGCUAACCCACCCCUCACUCACUGAAGCUUUUUAACAAGGAUUGGCGGGCGAGUUAGUAGGCUAAUUUCCCCCGCCUCCUUCUGACGACGCACAACAACAAAGCGGCUAUCUGGCGAAAAACUAAGGACCUUUCCUCAAAGAAGAAAUCACACCACAGCGAAAGCUGACAAUGGAAACUAUGGAAAUGAAUGGAGGAGCGGACCAUGACAGUGGAGGAGAGCCUCCUCGUCCAGGGCGCUGGCCACGCUCUGCUGCUCCUCUGAACAUGAACCACUACGCAAAUAAGAAGAGUGCGGCGGAGAGCAUGCUGGACGUGGCGCUGCUGAUGGCCAACGCGUCCCAGCUCAAGGCCGUACUGGAGCAGGGGCCCGACUUCACCUUCUACGUCCCCCUCAUCACCCUCAUCAGCAUCUCUCUCAUCCUACAGGUCUUCGUGGGCGUGCUACUCAUCUUCAUUGUGAAGUGGAAUCUUAACGAUGAGAGCAAGCACUAUAAGCUCAACAUACUGGAGAACAUCACCACAGCAAUGGUCUUCAUCAUAGUGGUAGUCAACGUCUUCAUAACGGCAUUUGGUGUCCAGCGCCCUAACGUCAGUGCAUGAAGCAUAUCCCUAGG